CACAAACACCACUACUGCCAUUUCCCGUGAAACUCCAAGGUCUCCAGGUAGUGGCUGGCCCACGCCCGUACAUAACCAACUGUUUCAGAGUUGACGCUUUUUUACGCUCCAUCGCCGCCUCAACCCCACCACAUCCCACUUCGACCUCAGCAUCACGAUGCUCAUAUCCCUGCAGGAGCAGGAGUUAUGUCGACACCUGCGCGAGCUUCCGCGGCGACAUGGCUACAAGUACACUGAUAAAGCCACGCGAGAGCUGUACCAGAUCCUCUUUCGCUCGCUCGCCGGGCGUGGCGACUACCUGCCGCUGUUCUUCCCCAACGGACCGCCGACGGACCCAGACCGGACGUGGAGCCUGCGCGAGGCCCAAGGGGCAGUGGAGGGGGCAGAAUACACGGAGGCGGCACGGGGAAAGCCAUGCGGACACAUCUUCAAGAGCGGUGAAGCCACAUACCGGUGCAAGACGUGCACCGCGGACGAUACCUGCGUGCUGUGCGCCCGGUGCUUCGACGCCUCAGACCACGAGGGCCACCAAGUCUAUGUCAGCGUAUCGCCUGGCAAUUCGGGAUGUUGCGACUGCGGCGACGACGAGGCGUGGGUGCGGCCUGUCAAGUGCAGCAUCCAUUCCGCCUCGCCAGCAGCCGAGUCCAGGGCGGCCGGCAAGGCGAAGGAAGGCUCCGCACUGCCUGACGAGCUUCUGGAAAGCAUUCGCAUGACCGUCGCGAGGGCGCUCGACUACCUCAUCGACGUCUUCUCCUGCUCGCCCGAGCAACUGCGUCUGCCCAAGACGGAAGAGUCCAUAUUGCAGGACGAGCGUUCGUCGCGUCUGACGUCAAGAUGGUACGGCCCCGGCGACCAGCCCGAGGAAGACCAGGAGUUCUGCCUAGUAUUGUGGAAUGACGAGAAGCACACCGUCAACGAUGUUCGCGAUCAGGUGGCGCGCGCGUGCAAGCAGAAGUUGGCAUUCGGGCUCGCCAAAGCGCAUGAGGUCAACGACAUUGGCCGAGCCACCAUUGUGUCCAGAUCUAACAUCCAGGAUCUCCUCCGCAUGGCAAAGAUCAUUGAAGACAUCAAGUUAACUGUGACCAUCCGGUCAGCGCGGGAUACUUUUCGCGAGCAGAUGGGCGGGGCCAUUGUCGAAUGGAUCUCGGACGUCGCUGGAUGCAGUGUCGCGGAUGACAACCAGAUACUACGGCGGACUGUCUGUGAAGAACUACUCAAGCCCUGGCGGGUCGGCAGCGAAGCGUCUAAUCAAAGCAUUGGAAAGGACGGUCUCUAUGAUAAUGAGACAGAAGACAAAGAAGCAGAGUUGAAUGGCUAUGGCUUCUACCGUCAGUACAUGACCCAGCAGAGGCGUGCCCAAAUAGCGAUGAUGCGUCGCCAGCGCGCCCAGAACAAUGACGAUACGACAGCUUCAGAUGCGGACGCUGACGCUGACGAGGAGGAAGAAGAGGAAGGCGAAAGCGCCGGAGAUGACGCGGAGGGCGCUGAGGACAUGGAAGUCGACCGCACGGCGAGGCGAGACCAUGACGGCGAUGUACAUAUGGAGGCAUACGAAAGCGCGGAUGAGACGCCUAAUAUCGCACAACAAGUUGGAAGCCACACCGAACAGAACCUCACCCCUGCCGAAUCUGAUAGCGAACCCAUGGUUGCUGCGCCAUCUCUCAGCCAUGUCGAGCCGUUGAUGCCCGUACCCGAGACUCCCCAGACCACAUCUUUGCCGUUGCGACCAUCCCGGCCACCCCAGUAUUGGUUAGAGAAGCCUGAUAGUUAUGGAAGGCAGCCGGGGACCCCAGCUCAUGAAGACCUCUGGCAGCGCCUACGCCUCGACCACCUUAUCCUCUACGACCUUCGGAUGUGGAAACAGCUGCGCGUUAGUGUACGGGAUGUCUUCAUCAGCACCGUGGUUACAAUACCGCAGUUCAAGCGCUUAUUGGGCCUGCGUUUUGCCGGUGUGUACACUGCGUUAGCGCAGCUAUACCUCAUUGCAGACAGGGAGCCAGACCAUUCCAUCAUCAACCUGUCCCUACAGAUGGUCACAACGCCCUCCAUCACGGCCGAAAUUGUCGAACGAGGCAACUUCCUCACGAACCUCAUGGCCAUCCUUUACACCUUCCUAACCACCCGUCAAGUUGGCUACCCCUGGAACGUGGAUCACAAGGCCACACUAGCCUUCGAGCAAGGCGCUGUGACCAAUCGGCGGAUGUACCACUUCUUUCUAGACAUGAAGUACCUUUUAGGCUCCGAGCAUGUUCAGGAGCGGAUACGCGAGGAGGAACGCUAUCUAUUACAGUUCCUUGAUUUGGUCAAGCUCCACCAGGGCAUAUGUCCAAAUGUUCGUGCGGUGGGAGAACAUCUCGAAUACGAAACCGAGGCCUGGAUCAGCGCUUCCCUCAUUACUCGUGAGAUAAACAAGCUGUGCAGGCAGUUUUCCGAAUCCUUCGUAUGGAGCCGCAACGAAGAUUCCGCACACAUCCGCCGCGCUAUCAGAGCCUCGACCAAGGUCGCCAUCGUCAACUCACUAGGGGCCGAACGGAAGCGCUUCGACCAGUCCGAGUUGAAAACGGAGACGCGGUUUAAGACGCUGGAUGUAUUCGAGUUCGAUGCUGACCCGUCCUCCUUCCUCGGCCCGUCGUACAGGGUAAUCGACUACGUUGUUGCGAAGGAGCCUAUGAGCUUCCACCACGCUCUUCAUUACACCGUCUCUUGGCUUGUUGAUCGCGCUCGAGGUAUGCCUCGAGAUCAUUUGCUUGGACUCUUGCUAUUCUCUCACGACGAGCUUCAGCAAGGUAUCAACGCGCCAGCGCUCAUUGUGCCUGAUUACCAACCUGAGGAAUAUUUGCUAGCGCUGUUCGACUUCCCACUCAGGGUCUGUGCAUGGCUGGCUCAGAUGAGGGCAGGUAUCUGGGUAAGGAACGGGAUCACGCUGCGGCAUCAGAUGACGCAGUAUAGAAGCGUCUCACAGCGGGAUGUAUCCUACCAAAGGGACAUCUUCCUUUUGCAGGCGGCGCUGGUGUUGUGCAAUCCAUCAGUGUUCCUAGCGACGAUGGUCGACCGGUUUGGCCUGCUAGACUGGAUGCGUGGCAGAUACGAAGCUGCCCACCAUGGGUUCGAGGAUACCCAAGUCAUCGACGUGGUCGAGGACUUUGUCCACCUUCUGAUCAUACUACUCAGCGAUCGGGCAUCGCUCAUUCCCGCGGAAGACGACGUUGAGCCUCAGGUCGCAGCGAUCCGCAGAGACAUAGCCCACGUGCUCUGUUUCAAACCGCUUUCUUACUCCGAUAUGACAAACAAGCUCUCGGAUCGGAUCCAGAACAUGGAUGAAUUCCCUGAUGCCCUAGCGGAAAUGACGAAGUUUAGGCCACCGGAAGGCCUUUCGGACUCUGGAACAUUUGAGUUGAAGGGGCAAUAUAUCAGGCUGGUCGAUCCUUAUGCGCAUCAAUACACUCGGAACCAGCGUGAAGAGGCCGAAAACAUCUACAAGAACUACAUGGCCAAGCGAACAGGAAAGCAAGCCGCCGAUAUAGUGUUCGAACCAAAACUCCGACCGAUCCAAUCAGGAUUGUUCCAGAAUCUCUCCGAUUUCACGCGGCGGCCGCUCUUCACACAGAUCAUCUACUACCUGCUCGGCUAUGGUCUGAUGGCCUCAACUACCACACCUAGCAUUCCUGCGACGCGUGUCGAGAGCUAUAUCCAAUUCGUGCUUCAGUUGCUUCUCGUAGCUGUGCUUGAAGACAAGUCCGAGCAGCAUGAGUGGUCUCAGGAGGCACCGGACUCGUUUGUUACCUCCGUUCUCACCAAACAUGCAAACAUGGGCCUACCCGAGCAUCCCACAAUUCUCUCCAUUCUCAAAUCUUUGAUUGAGAAGGAGGAUUUCAAGUCUUGCGAGCCAAAGAUUAAACUGAUUCUGCAUCGGCUCAAGCAGCGCCAACAGAGCACGUUCAUCAUUGCUUCAGCAGCCCUCAACAUGGCCGCCGAGCGUAUGGACACGGCCUCACCGGCUACGAUUACGCUCCAAGAAAAGGAGCUGAAGAAGAAGCAAGCGCUAGAGAGACAAGCGAGGGUCAUGGCAUCCUUUAAAGAGCAACAGGGGAAGUUUAUGGCGAAUCAGGACUUCGAUUGGGGAGAUGACUUCAGCGACCUGGAAGACGAGGCCGGUCAGCCAUUAACAGAGCAGGAGAAGAUUGUUAAGUAUCCAUCUGGCACCUGCAUCCUUUGCCAGGAGGAAACGAACGAUCAACGUCUCUUCGGGAGCUUCGGUUUUGUCUCAGAGAGCAGCAUCCUACGACAAACAGACGUCAAGGAUGAGGAUUGGGUUGACGAAGUCACCCAGACUCCCCCCAGUCUUGACCGCUCAGCAGACGCAGUUCGACCAUUCGGUGUGUCUGGCAAGAACCGACGUACUCUGGAGAAGGUCUCAUCUACUGGCGAACGGUUCCUCAUUGAGAGACAGGAACUGGGCAAGGGGUUUCCUUGCUCACAAACGAAGAGGGGCCCCGUCUCCACUGGCUGUGGACAUAUUAUGCACUAUGCCUGCUUCGAGGUCUAUCUCCAAGCAACGCAACGGCGGCAUGUUAGCCAGAUAGCGCGGAAUCAUCCCGAGCGGCCGGAAUUCAAGGAGUUCAUGUGUCCGCUCUGUAAAGCUCUGGGUAACAUGUUCUUGCCUAUCAUCUGGAAAGGAAAGAAGGUCUCCUACCCUGGGGCGUUAGAGACAACCACAUCUUUUGAAGACUGGAUUGGAUCGCGACUCGCCCUAAACAUCUCCAAAAUCGACAAGGGCUCUGAGCGAGCCAGUGGAGAACCUCCGGUCAAUCUCAGUCGCCAGCAAAAGGCACUCUAUGAUUAUGGAGAACGGGACUUCAUCCAGCCAGUAGCGAGCAGACUCCCUGAGAUCGUCAAGUCCAGUUUCGUUACUAUGCCAGUGCCUCAGCCUUCUACACAACCCCGCUUCUCUGUUCCAGCCUUUAUCUCGAUGCAGAACGACGACCCUCGCGAUCCGGUUGUCCUUCCUUCCGAGACCAGUCCAGCUGUGGUGCAAAAUUUCCCCAUGCCGGAACUUGUCAGGAUAUACCAGCGUCUUCGGGACACAUUCCGCGUCAACUCUAUCCCUUCAACCUUCUCUUACCCGCAUACUCCCUCGGCGGUCGUCGAAGACUUGACGCAUACCGACGCUCUUGCGCGUGCGUUGGGAUAUUCGAUAUCUGCAGUUGAGAUUGCACAGCGUGGUGUGCAAUCCGAUUCAAUGAGAGGAACAUUGUUAGACAAAAUCUCUCCGCAGUCGCUGACGCAUCUUCGUAUAUACUCGGAGACUGUCUCCUCGUACCUCGCCAUCGGGAGCCUGCGCAACCAAUGCUCCAACAAGACAAUGGAUGAGUACUCCCAUGGGCAGUAUCGACAGCUUCAUCAGCUAUUCGUCGGUCAUCCCAACAUCUUUCAACCGGAGCGCUUGCCGUAUGAUCUGAAGAGCAUUCCUCCUCUGCUGCUCCAGGACCCCUUUAUCUUCCUGUCGGAGUGUUCCGUAUGCGCCGUGUCCGCACUCAACCUCGACAUCCACCACGUCCUCCGGCUAUGCUACUUGGCAGAGAUCGUUCGAGUUGUCUUGACCUAUACUGCUGACGGGGGUGAAAUCCUCAGGCAGGAAUCUGAAAUGGAUCUUAAUGAAGGCACCGCCCAACCCUGGUUUAAGUCUCCUGAGCGAUUCGUCAAUGCCGAAAAAGUCAAGAACGGCACUUUCAGCGGAGAUCAAAUGAACAACCUCCUGGAGUUCGUGUGCCUUGUAUUCAACGUCGCCCGCCUUGGCAACUCCCUAGCAUCUGUGGACUUCAACGACAUGACCGUGCCAGACAGAUUCAGAGAUCCGAACUUCCUCUAUUUUAUCUACACCAUGAUUUCUACGUACGCGUUACCGUAUGUACGCAAGACAGCGAUUCUCAUGCACGUCCGCUACGGCGUGGAGCUGCCCCACGUUCCCUUGGAGCGUGUCGACGAAUCUGAGCUUGACCGCCUCUCGUUCUUGAUGAAACUCCCGUCCCUGCACGAGAUGAUUGCUUCGUUUGUCAGCAGGGAGUCGGCUGGGCACACUACGCGCUCCGUUGUCGGGGGCUGGAUUCGUCACUGGAUCUGGGUGCGAGAGGGCAAACGACCCAUCCAGCCCUCCAUUUCGCUCUCGCACCCUGCCAUCUUCGAGCUCGUCGGCUUGCCCAAGAACUACGACACACUCACGGACGACGCGAUCCGCCGCAAAUGUCCAACGACCGGGAAGGAUCUCACCGACCCUUCACUUUGUCUCUUUUGCGGUGAGAUCAUGUGCAGCCAGGGUGUGUGCUGCUCGGCAAACAGUCACCGCGGCGGCUGCAACCAGCACCAGGCCAAGUGCGGCGGGAAUAUUGGCAUCUACAUCAAUAUCCGCAAGUGCAUGGUGCUGUUUUUGAAUGAAGACCAUGGGACUUGGGCGGUGGCGCCGUAUCUAGACAAGCAUGGCGAGGCGGAUCCGACUCUCCGGAGGCAUCAUCAGCUUUUCUUAAACCAAAAGAGGUAUGAUGUGCUGCUGCGAAAGGUGUGGCUCGAAGGUGGGAUCCAGAGUUUGAUCGCGAGGAGGCUAGAAGGGGAUAUCAACAAUGGGGGCUGGGAGACUUUGUGAGAUGAGCGGAGUAUGGCAGCAGUCUGAGAUUGUGGCCUGUGUAAUUCUAGAUAGACCGGCGGAGGGGCGAAAGGGGCGUUUUGGAUGUCAUGAGCAUUUUCACUCGUAGGUCUAAUUGUGUAUGGACUAGGUCCUAAGAAGGUACGACGCAUGAAUACACGUUCAUUAUUCGCUUGCUUGAUUCGAUGGGCAGUAAGAG
This is a messenger RNA of Trematosphaeria pertusa, 6836 nucleotides long. RefSeq lists its product as uncharacterized. Bases 158 to 6637 code for a protein of 2159 amino acids. Lineage: Eukaryota; Fungi; Ascomycota; Dothideomycetes; Pleosporales; Trematosphaeriaceae. The record is from RefSeq and is a predicted model, not a curated record. Gene Ontology annotation, molecular function: ubiquitin protein ligase activity; zinc ion binding. Gene Ontology annotation, cellular component: ubiquitin ligase complex; cytoplasm. The transcript has a single exon. Gene Ontology annotation, biological process: ubiquitin-dependent protein catabolic process via the N-end rule pathway; protein ubiquitination.